Sardina pilchardus (European sardine) is the source of this 1287-nucleotide messenger RNA. RefSeq names its product GTP cyclohydrolase I feedback regulator (gene gchfr). The coding region runs from base 125 to 385 and encodes 86 amino acids. Gene Ontology annotation, cellular component: nucleus; cytoplasm. Gene Ontology annotation, molecular function: GTP cyclohydrolase binding. The transcript is spliced from 3 exons. Lineage: Eukaryota; Metazoa; Chordata; Actinopteri; Clupeiformes; Clupeidae. Gene Ontology annotation, biological process: negative regulation of biosynthetic process. The record is from RefSeq and is a predicted model, not a curated record.
UCCACCCAGGAGCUAUCUGCACAGGCACAACCUGGAGAAGACCCAGUCGCGUCUAAGAAAAAGAACUGUCACUUGAUUAACCACUCUAAGGGGGACUAGUUGGCACAGAACUUGGUGGAACAGGAUGCCGUACGUUCUCAUCAGUACUCAGAUUCGACUGGAGACCGGUCCAACCAUGGUUGGAGAUGAGUACUCAGAUCCAGCAAUAAUGACUUACCUCGGGGCCAGGAAAACAACAAUACUGGGAAACAAUUUCUCAGAGUAUCAUGUGGAUGACCCUCCUAGGGUGGUUUUAGACAAGCUGGAGAAGCUGGGCUACCGUGUUGUGUCCAUGACAGGCGUGGGCCAAACCCUGGUGUGGUGUUUACAUAAGGAGACCAUGUGACAACACACACACAAACACACACACCAAAUGGUCUCUGACCUUACCAUUUUAGGUGGUACAUGUCCUCAUAAUCGAUCAAGUGACUGCAAAGUCCUGUGCCCUGUGCUGCACUUUACCUGAUCCUAUGGUGCCAGGCCCUUGCCAUCUUUUUUUGUUUCUUUUUUUCUGAAUUAUGUCAGAAAUAUUUCACUUGUAAAAGUUACUCAAGACAGUGGGGUGUAACUAAAAAAUAUAUAUCUCAAGUUAUGAUUAGCUAGGAUUACUUAUGUGAAUGCAUAUUGAAAUAUAAACACCUGGAUAUCAAACUAAGACAAAAGCACUCAUUCCAGCGAAGUACGGGUAAUGCCAUUUUGUUAUAGCUAAGAAAUGAAAGUCAUUCCUAGAACAUUCUCAAACAUUCCUGAACAUCCAUAUCUUUACGAUGUAAACUGACUGUACAAAUGGUCAACAAGAUCAGUGUCUCUUGUUAGUAAUGAUUACAGAAUCAUUCUUUCCGUUUCAUCUUUGAAUGUAUGUGCAAAGCUGAGCAGGGAGGAUCUGUUACAACAACAAAAUUGUACUUGUUGACUUAAAUCAUUCCUUGUACUACACUACUACUUGGAAUCAAGAAAUGUGGUUCAUAUAUGCGAUAUCCUAACAUCUUUCUUUAAGUCUGUAUGUAACCUGUGCUUAAAACAUCCAGUCAUUCACUACACAGUUGUGCACUAUAUUAUCAGUGACUAUAUUGUGUUUAUUCACUGUGUAGUACACUAUGUAGCCUAGGGAAUGACAGUAUGUUACGAAUGCAGACUUAGAUUUCCUCUUGAAGCAUAUUUUACUGUAGGGAGUAGAUUUGUACAAUGUGUAUCCUAUUGUACUGGUACUGCCGCAUGGAUUCCGAAAUAAAAUAACUAUUGUCAUAA